Messenger RNA from Lathyrus oleraceus (garden pea), 1649 nucleotides. RefSeq names its product LOB domain-containing protein 15. NCBI's taxonomy places the organism in Eukaryota, Viridiplantae, Streptophyta, Magnoliopsida, Fabales, Fabaceae. The record is from RefSeq and is a predicted model, not a curated record. The transcript is spliced from 3 exons. The coding region runs from base 198 to 935 and encodes 245 amino acids.
UAAAUGUAGGUGGACAUUUAUGUCCUUUGUAUAUACCUUGCCUUUUAAGUACACUUAUUUUCUACCUCUAUUUUUCUUUCUUUCUUCUUCUACUUACCUUGUGUGACUCUCUAGCAAGAAACUCUCUCUUUCUCACUCUCUUUUCUCUCCAUAAUAAGUGACUCCUACUUCAUCAUACUCUCAGAGGGCAUGCCUGAAUGUCCAGAGAAAGGGAGAGAUUUGAUGAGAUAGGAAAGAAGAUCAAAAGGGAAGGAGAUCAUCAUCAUCAUCAUGUUUCAAAUUCUUCUCCUCAGAUGGGAAGAAGACAUAUGUUAGGUCCACCAGGAACCCUAAAUACUAUAACCCCUUGUGCAGCAUGUAAGCUUUUAAGAAGAAGAUGUGCUCAAGAAUGUCCUUUUUCUCCCUAUUUCUCCCCCCAUGAACCUCAGAAAUUUGCUUCUGUUCACAAAGUUUUUGGUGCCAGCAAUGUCUCCAAGAUGCUAAUGGAGGUAGCAGAAUGUUCUAGAGCAGAUGCAGCUAAUAGUCUUGUUUAUGAAGCAAAUGUGAGACUAAGAGAUCCAGUUUAUGGAUGCAUGGGUGCAAUUUCUGCAUUACAACAACAGGUUCAAUCUUUACAAAGUGAACUCAAUGUAUUAAGAGGUGAAAUACUUAAAUACAAAUUAAGAGAAGCAGCUAACAUCAACAUGAAUAACAUGAAUAAUAUGAAUAUGAACAUGAAUAUGAAUAUGCUACCACCUUCUUCUCAUCAUGUUCCAAUGCUCCCUUCUAAUUCUGCUGCUGUUUCAAUUGCUGCUCCACCGCCGCCGCCUCCUCCUCCUCCUCCGCCUCUACCUCCUACAACCUCUAAUUCCUCUUCUUCCAUAUACUACCAGCAGAGGGAUCCCAACAGCUAUACCAGAAUUUCAAGUGAUGAUAAUAUUUCAUAUUUUGGUUAACUUUGCCACUUGCUCUAAAUUAUAAUUAUUCCAUCUGUCAUCAAUCAAUUAAGUAAGGAAAAAUGAGAGUAAUAUUGAUGCUGGAUCCUUCUGUAUGUCAUUAAUUAUUAAUUUUGUGUUAUUGUAUAAGUAUUAAUCCUAAUAUUAUUAUUAAUGCUGACAUGUAUUUUAGAAAUAAAUGAGCAUGUGAUCAUAUCUGUAGAAACAUGUUAAUCUGUGCCACUGCUCUUUCUACCAUGUUGCGGGAGACAAAAGGAAUGCUAGCUAGCUUGCUUGUGAAUUGUGUUCUUCAACAUGAAUCUACUAUUUGAAUCACAAUUAAUAAUCUCUCCGAAAUAUCCUGCAAUAUGAUAGCAUCGACACUUCUAGAAAAAAAAAAAAGAUCCCAUUCAAAUCAUUAUCGAUAUAGACGUAUCAGAGUGUUGGUGCCGUAUCUGUGGAAUAGUUACGGAUGUAGUAUAUGAUUUGAGUAUAGUAGUAAUAGUAUAUUAUAUAGAUAUAGUCAAACUAUAUUUAUUAUCAUUUAUUGCAACUAUACCUAAGGGUUAAAGUAGAUAUUUUGUAACAUAUUUGGUGGAUGGUCAUACUCCAUUGAGAACUAUUUAAAUUUCCUUGGCGUGAGGAUUUCAGCUAGUCCAGAAUUGGCGCCAAGAGAAUGAAUAUCUUAGUCGUAUAAGCAACAAAUUAAUAUAUGAAGAUAAAGACUUGCACUCU